UCUAGCUGCACUCGGUAACUCAGCUGUCAAAAAACAGGAAGAAUGUGUAUUGUUUUGUUGCUUCGCUUGUGUUUUUAAGGCAGGUUCGGUUACUUAAUUUAACCAAACAGAAACAAGGUAUGCCAACCAGGAUUACCACAAGUAAACACAACAUAACCAGGCCAGACUAAUGUUAAUGAUCAGUCCAAGAAUGGCAACAGGAACACAGGAGAAACAGUAUCCUCCAUUGUUGUUGAAUUUCUUCGUCUAUAAUCCCAAAUUUGGACCAAAAGAAGGCGAGGAAGAAAAGAAAAUUCUAUUUUACCACCCGAAUGAGGUAGAGAAGAAUGAAAAAAUCAGGAAUGUAGGGCUGUGUGAAGCAAUUAUACAGUUCACCAGAACCUUCUGUCCAACAAAGCCUGCCAAAUCUUUACAUACUCAGAAGAACAGACAGUUUUUCUGUGAACCAGAGGAGAAUUUUUGGAUGGUUAUGGUUGUACGAAAUCCCAUGAUAGAAAAAAACAACAAAGAUGGGAAACCUGUUGUGGAAUACCAAGAAGAAGAAAUACUGGAUUCCGUCUACAGCUCAGUACUUCGGCAGUGCUACAACAUGUACAAGCUUUUUAACGGCACCUUUGCUAGGACUAUGGAGGCAGGAGGUGUGGACCUGCUCAAACAGAGACUUGAGAAGUUUUUCUACAGGUACCUGCAAACUCUACAUUUACAGUCCUGUGAUCUGCUGGACAUUUUUAGUGGAAUCAGCUUCUUCCCUCUGGACAAGAUGACAUACUUGAAAAUCCAAUCCUUUAUGAACAGGAUGGAGGAGAGCUUGAACCUGGUCAAAUACACAGCUUUCCUCUACAACGAUCAGCUAAUAUGGAGUGGUUUGGAACAAGAUGACAUGAGGAUCCUGUACAAAUAUCUGACAACAUCUCUGUUUCCACGCCAUUCAGAGCCUGAGUUGGCUGGAAGAGAUUCCCCAAUGAGACUGGAAAUGGCUGGAAAUCUUUUGCACUAUGGGAGGUUUCUUACGGGACCCUCUAAUCUAAAGGAUCCUGAAGCAAAGUUUAGAUUCCCCAAAAUAUUUGUGAACACAGAAAACACUUCUGAAGAGCUUCAUUUGAUUGUAUAUAAGGCAAUGAGUGCGGCAGUGUGUUUUAUGAUCAACACCUCUGUGGAGUUGACGAGAGAGUUCUGCGAGCAGCUCGACAGCCUGGUCGGACCUCAGCUCACUCUGCUAGCCUCAGACAUCUGUGAGCAGUACAGCGUCAACAGGAGGAUAUCAGGGCCAGAAAAGGAGCCUCAAUUCAAGUUCAUCUACUUUAACCACAUGAACCUGGCUGAGAAGAGCACCAUCCACAUGCGGAAAACAGCCAGCGUCUCCCUAACCUCCGUCCAUCCAGAACUGAUGAAGAUCCUAGGGGACAUUAACAGCGAUUUUUCAAGGGUUGAUGAUGAUGAAGAAAUUAUAGUAAAGGCAAUGACUGAUUACUGGGUUGUUGGCAAGAAGUCUGACCAGAGGGAAUUGUACGUCAUUCUGAAUCAAAAAAAUGCCAACCUAAUAGAAGUGAAUGAGGAAGUGAAGAAACUUUGUGCUACACAAUUCAAUAAUAUUUUUUUCUUAGACUGAAGAACAGAAAUAUAUUGAAGCAGAUGACUUGAAAGCAUUGCUGACUAAAUAUCUAGUAUUAAAAAAAAGUUACAUCAGCUAUGCUGAUUACUAAAACACCAAUAUUAGUAAUGCAAUAAUUGUAUUGUAAAAAUGAACUGAAGUGUAAUUUUUCACAAUUUUUAGAUUUUUAUUUAAGUUAACUAAUAGCUAAUUGGCUUUCAUUAAAUUCCUGUAAUAAAGAUUUUACUGUAAAAGAAAUAUGAAACUGCAUUUAUUUUAAUCAUAAAGGCUGCAGUAAAAUGUUUUUGAAGGGUUUUCUAAAGUUCAUUCUAUAACUUCAUUAAAGUCAGGACUCUUCUAUGUAUUUCUUUAACAGACCUUUGUUAGAUAAUGUGCAUCAUGUUCACACUUCAUGGCUUGUAAACUGCCAAGCACUUUGAAUAAAACGAGAAAUUCUAAUUGUUUUGCGACUCCCGUUUUACCUGUCAAUCAUUUUAAACACUACAUCCUGGACUAAACAAUCAUAUUGUUGAGUUAUCACUGGUAUAAAGAGCUUGGUGGUUUACCAGUUAUCAUCAUGAAUAAGUGAUUUUGAUUUAGAAUUACCUGUUCUGAGGUACUAACAUGGAGUAUUAUUAGGACAUCACCAGACUAAAAACCUCCCAACGACAGCUGCCUUACAUACAUACCUUUACUUAGUUCCACUUUGUGUCAGAGGCAUCUCUUGGAUUUAUGUCAUGUGUCAUUCGUAGUUUGUUUCAGGUGUAACUCGAAUUUUGUAUAGGCUAUCAUGCAUAUUUCCUAUCAGAUGUCAUAAAUGAAAUAGUGAUUCCUUAUUUAUUCUCUGACAAACAUUGCCCUCUUGUGGAAUUAAGCUGUAAAUACAGUCUAUAAAAUAAAGGCAUGCAAAUCUCAUUAAAUGUAAUUCCAUCAUCAACCAAAUAAAAUUUUAUUUGCAUGAGACCAUUUCAGCCCAGGCCGUGAAAACCAUUACAGUAUAUUAUCAGUUUCUAGUUUAAUUUAAUUUUCAUUUUAAGUGUGAAAUGAUUACAGCACCGUAGGGCAAACCCACUGCAAUUCAACAUCAUGUUUCCAUGCGCAUUCUGAAUAUACCUGGGAGUCGACCCUGCUGUCUGCAUAGUUAAGUGUUUAUUUGCAUGGUUGAUCCUGAAAAUAAAUGGAUGU
Molecule: messenger RNA, 2776 nt
Organism: Polyodon spathula (Mississippi paddlefish)
Lineage: Eukaryota; Metazoa; Chordata; Actinopteri; Acipenseriformes; Polyodontidae
Product: vacuolar fusion protein CCZ1 homolog
Exons: 17
Coding region: 170-1609 (479 amino acids)
Biological process (GO): vesicle-mediated transport
Cellular component (GO): Mon1-Ccz1 complex; intracellular membrane-bounded organelle
Source: RefSeq, a predicted model, not a curated record